Naegleria gruberi is the source of this 2558-nucleotide messenger RNA. RefSeq lists its product as uncharacterized. The coding region runs from base 1 to 2544 and encodes 847 amino acids. The transcript has a single exon. Lineage: Eukaryota; Heterolobosea; Eutetramitea; Acrasida; Naegleriidae. The record is from RefSeq and is a predicted model, not a curated record.
AUGUACACCACAAUGAUACCACAAUCACAAACCACAUCGUCAUCACCAUAUAAUGGGCAUUCUCCUUCCUAUUAUUCUGAUCAAAAUAGUGGAAAUUCGUCUAGUACAUCAAUUUCCUCCCCUUCCAUGUACUCUUAUUCAUCUUCAUCUAAUACCUCUCCAACUUCGAUAACACACUACCCAAUGCAGCAAACAAUGCAAAAUAAUGGAAUGGUUUCUAAUAUUAUGGAUUUUUAUAUUCAUGAUGUAAACUUCUCCUUGCAUACUAAAGCAUCACCUGAAUGCGAAAUUCAAUUGUACAGAUUAACCAACCCAAUGGAUGCUCAAAUUACUUUUGUCAACACUCACCCACAGUCAACACCUCCUCCACAUCUCUCAACUGUUGUAUAUGCUUUACAAAUCCAAUUAGAAAAGUUCAUGUCUCAAACAAAUCAAUGGGUACCUUGUACUAACGAUACUCCUUCUUCAAACUUGUUUAAAGACUAUGAAGCUAAUGUUCUGUAUAACCAAACUAAUAAUCAAUCAAUUACACAAUUAAUUCAAACAGAUGGAAAGUCACUUUAUAUACAGUUACCACUUCAAUUAGGACUUUUCAGUAACCAAUAUACUUCUAUGACUUUCCGUUCCAAGUUAAAUACAAGCAAGGAAAAACAAGGUUUUAAAAGAGGUGAAGUGGCAAUCUUUAGAGUUGUUUUCACUCUUCUUAAACAACAACAACAAUUGCAUACCUAUUUCCAAAAUAAGUAUGAUUCUGUGCCGUUUGGAAUAAUUAACCAUGGUAAAAACAGUACAGCUGUGGGAAUGUAUAAAAACAUUAAACUGAGCUCUAUCCCUGGUACUGUUGAGUAUAACAUGCUCAUCAAGCAACAACAACAACAAACUUACACACCUCAAAUGCACAGUCCAAACAGCAGUAUUUAUACUACUCCGAACACAAGUGUUGGAACCAGUGAUUAUUCAAACAAUUCUCCAUAUGGAGGAAAUCAAUAUAGUGGAUAUAAUGGCCAAUCUAUGGGUCUGGAUGUAAUUGAUGAAAGUAGACAAAUACAGGAAAUGUUGGACAUUCUGAAUCAAGAAGAAGAAAUGGCAAGACAAUAUUACAACUCCAAUUCUUCAAAUGAUAGUGGAUCUGGAGAUGAUAUGAUGUACAUGACUGACGACGAGGACAUGUUCAGAGAAAUUAACUCUAUGGAAGAUUACUUCUCUCAAAGUCAAGAAACAAACACAAGUCCUGGACAAUCCGAUCAAAAUUAUGAAGAUAUCAAAUGGGAAGAUGACCCUAAUGAAGAUUUCCAUGGCUUUACAACUCAAUCAGAUUCAGCCAAUGUAUUCUUAUGUGAUGAUGAAUGUGAUGGAAUGGACUCUUACUAUGCUGACUAUUCUGCUCCAUCAACGCAACCCCAAAGCGCAACUUUGUCUUCUGCUUAUAGCACCCUUUUCAAAAGCUCAGUUGUUCCACAACCAUUGGCUAGUAGUGCUGGUAGAAGUGUUGAAAGAAGAAGUCUUUCUAAACAAAUGGAUUCAUUUGCACCUCCUCCUCCAGUUAUGAGAAGUAAGGAAUCUUCAUUGUAUUCAUUGCCUCCACCAUCAUCAGAAUCAAGAAGUAGAUCCUCCCUUGGUAAUACUAUUCAAGCAUCAAUUACUCCAUCUAUUAAUCAAUACGAAACAUGGAGCAGUCCUAUUGUUUCAGAUUCUCGCCAAGAACUCGUUCGUUCUGUUGCUUCUCAACCUUCUCAACCUCCAAGAAUGACCUUUGGAGCUCACUAUAUAAGAUCUGAUGUUGCAGCAGAGCUCAAACAACCUGUAGAAGAAAAGAAAAAGAAGAAGCUUUCACUUGGAAAACUUUUCAAGAAGAAGGAUGAAAAAGCUCCAAAAGAAAAAGAAAAUGAAGAAAAGGCCAAAAACCCACUGUCCAAUCAAUCUCAUGCAUCAUUCUUUGCAAACUUUAAACCAAGCACUAUGGUUACACUUAAUACAAAUCAGUUACCUGAAAAUGUGAGACAAGUCUCUAAAGUUACUCAAGCACAACAAAAACCAACAGAAGAUUCUACAAGUACAGCCGAAGACGAACUUGCUGAAACACUUUCCAAAUUGAAUAUCAAUAACACUGCCCUCACCACUAAAUUUGAUCCAAAGAAGAUUACUUUCACUCUUGAAAAGAAAGGAAGCAAGGAAGUUUAUGACUUGACCAACCCUUCCAAAGAGAAGAAGUCCAUUCCAUCAUUCAAUCCAGGAGAUGUUAUUCAAUUUUCAGUUAAGAAUAAUAAUGAGAAAGAAUUUAUCGAAAAGACAAACCUGAUUGUGGGUACAACUAUUCCAAGAAGGUCGAUUGUCACAUUCUCUGACAAGUCAACUGGCUUUACUCAAAUGAAAGAAACUGUUGCCACAAGUCAAAUAGUACAAAUUCCAAAUAUAAGAGUAACUAAUCCAACAUGCAAGAAGAAGGCAAAGAUUGUCACAAUUGUAUUAUUUGUUAAAUUUAUCGAGUCCGGAAAAGAAAGAAUUUUCACAACCAAGAGAAGAAUAAUGGUUGUUAAUAAAUAAUUUUCACCUUAUUG